Triticum turgidum subsp. durum (durum wheat) is the source of this 483-nucleotide messenger RNA. Lineage: Eukaryota; Viridiplantae; Streptophyta; Magnoliopsida; Poales; Poaceae. The record is from the annotation of a GenBank genome assembly.
AUGGAGCAAGCCACCCCUCCCGCCGCCGCUGGCGUCGACCUAUCCCCGGCGGCGACCGACCUCGGCCGGGUGCACCUCCUGCCCUGCGGCAUCAGGCACAACAGCGCCGCCGCCGUCUCCGACUACUUCAAGCCGAGGGACACUGGCGUGGAGGUGGAUGGGGUGAAGGUGGAGGAGGCCUUCUUCCGCGGGAGGAACCUGCAGGGCGCCACCGUCGCGCUCCCCGAUGGCUACCGAGGUUAUGUACUGGAGAAGAAGAAGAACGAAGAAAAGGAUGCUCAGGGCAUGGAUGAGGAGGCUAGCAAUUUUGUAUCCCGUGCAGAAUUCCAGAACAUAACUUACUGGAACCAUGACACCAUGCCAUCAGCAGAGGAUCCUCUCCCACGGUGCUUUCAUUGGUUAGCCAUUGCGAAUGCAAUGCACAAGCCAGUGACUGCUGAAGACAUGGCUAACAUGUCAGCCAGGCAGAAUCAGAACAGUUGA